Anolis sagrei ordinatus is the source of this 5428-nucleotide messenger RNA. RefSeq names its product ubiquitin carboxyl-terminal hydrolase 31. NCBI's taxonomy places the organism in Eukaryota, Metazoa, Chordata, Lepidosauria, Squamata, Anolidae. Gene Ontology annotation, molecular function: cysteine-type deubiquitinase activity. Gene Ontology annotation, biological process: protein deubiquitination. The record is from RefSeq and is a predicted model, not a curated record.
GCCGCCGCCGCUUCAGCCGGAGCAGCCUCAGCGGUGGCGGCGGCUCUUCGGUCUAACGAUGACCGGAGGAGAGCCAGGCUUGCGGCCGGACUAGGCCUCACGAUGCGGCUGAGGCGCCGGGUGGUGGUAACCCUACUCGAGGCCUGUUCUGGCUCUGCGAGUAGGCCUCAAGUCCAAGAUGUCGGGGCGGCUGAGCGGAGCCAUGGCGGCGGCGGCGCCGGCGGCGCCUUCGAAGGAGAAGCGCUCCUUCAGCAAAAGGUUGCUGUUCCGAGGCCGGGCGGGCUCUGGAAGCGGCCCUUCCUCCUCCGUUCCUUCUCCUCCGGCGGGGCCUCGUUCCUUAGGCGGCUUCAUGAGCCGCGUCCUCAAGACCCUCUCGACGCUCUCGCACCUCGGGCCUAGCGCGGGUGGAGCAAGCAGCGGCCUUGCCUCGUCGCAGCACGGCUUGGGGCGCUGCUUCCAGCCCAGCCCGGAGCCUGAGCCAACGCCUCCCCCGCCGCCGCCGCCUCCUUCUCCGCCUCCAGAGGCCCCCCUACCGCCGCCCCCUCCUCCUGCUCCUCCCCCGCCAUCGUCGUCGUCCUCCUCGGCGUCGGCUUCUACGGCAGUCCCCGGCGUCUCGGGCCUCCGCAACCACGGCAACACUUGCUUCAUGAACGCCGUCCUGCAGUGCCUCAGCAACACGGAGCUCUUCGCUGAGUACUUGGCCCUCGAGCACUACAGGGCCACGCAGGGAGGAGGGACGGGAACGGGAACAGGAGGCUCCGAAGCAGAGGAAGCGCCUCUCCCCGAGGAAGAGCGAGCCCCCAGCAGCGGGGGCGAGGUCACGGAGCAGCUGGCCCACCUGGUCCGGGCCCUCUGGACCCUGGAGUACACCCCGCAGCACAGCCGAGAGUUCAAGAGCAUUGUUUCCAAGAAUGCCAUGCAGUACCGAGGAAGCUCUCAGCACGAUGCGCAGGAGUUCCUGCUCUGGCUCUUGGACCGAGUCCAUGAAGACCUCAACAAUAUUGUGAAGAACAAUGGCAGGCCUUCUCUCAAGCCACCGGUGGAGGAAGACAUCUUGAUUGAGGGGACGGUGUUCCCCAUCAACUGCACUUUUGUCCAGGAACUCUUUCAGGCCCAGUACAGGUCAUCUCUGACAUGUCCCCAUUGCCAGAAACAGAGCAACACCUUUGACCCCUUCCUGUGCAUCUCCCUGCCGAUCCCACUGCCUCACACGCGGCCGCUGUACGUGACGGUGGUCUACCGAGGGAAGUGCUCCCACUGCAUGCGCAUCGGGGUGGCUGUGCCUUUGUCUGGGACGGUGGCAAGGCUGAGGGAAGCUGUGUCCCGAGAAACCAAAAUCCCCACCAAACAGAUUGUGCUCACGGAGAUGUACUAUGACGGCUUCCACCGGUCCUUCUCCGACUUGGAUGAUCUUGAUACGGUGCAAGAAAGUGACUGCAUCUUCGCCUUCGAGACCCCCGAGAUUUUCCGGCCGGAGGGCAUCCUGAGCCAGAGAGGAAUCCAUGUGAACAGUAACCUGAACCACUUGAAAUUUGGCCUCGACCCUCAGAGGGCCUCUCUCUAUAGCCAGGGAAGCCCAGAGAACUCCAACACAAGGGCAAUGGUUGCUGCGGCAAGUGACAAGCUUGUGGUCUUGGUGUGUAACAGAGCGUGCACCGGACAGCAGGGGAAGAGGUUUGGACAGCCCUUUGUGCUGCAUGUCGAGAAGACAAUCCCGUGGGACCUCCUCCAGAAGGAGAUCUUGGAGAAGAUGCAGUACUUCCUGCGCCCCUCCGCCUGCCUUCAGGUGUGUCCCUUCAGCCUGCGGGUGGUCAGUGCGGUGGGCAUCACCUACCUGCUGCCUCAAGAAGAGCGGCCUCUCUGCCACUUGAUGGUGGAACGAGCUCUGAAAUCUUGUGGCCAAGGCGGGACCCCUCACGUGAAGCUGGUGGUCGAGUGGGACAAAGAGACAAAAGACUACCUGUUUGUGAGCACGGAGGAGGAGUACAUCCCAGAUGCGGAGAGUGUGCGCCAGCAGAGGGAGCUCCAUCACCAGCCACAGACCUGCACUUUGUCCCAGUGCUUCCAGCUCUACACCAAAGAGGAACAGCUGGCUCCAGAUGACGCCUGGCGCUGCCCGCACUGCAAGCAGCUUCAGCAGGGAAGCAUCACACUGAGCCUGUGGACCUUGCCGGAUGUCCUCAUCAUCCACCUGAAGCGCUUCCGGCAGGAAGGCGAGAGGAGGAUGAAGCUGCAGAACAUGGUGCGCUUCCCACUGUCGGGCCUGGACAUGACACCGCACGUGGUCAAGCGGAGCCAGAGCUCCUGGAGCCUGCCCUCCCACUGGUCCCCCUGGCGGCGGCCUUAUGGCCUGGGCAGGGACCCUGAGGAUUUUGUCUACGACCUCUAUGCCGUCUGCAACCACCACGGCACCAUGCAAGGCGGGCACUACACAGCAUACUGCAAGAACUCCAUUGAUGGUCUCUGGUACUGCUUUGAUGAUAGCGAGGUUCAGCAGCUGGCGGAGAACGAGGUCUGCAAGCAGACGGCCUACAUCCUCUUCUACCAGAGGCGCACUGCUAUCCCCUCCUGGUCAGCCAACAGCUCCGUGGCAGGAUCCACAAGCUCCUCCUUGUGUGAGCACUGGGUCAGCCGGCUCCCCGGGAGCAAGCAGCCCAGCAUCGCCUCGGCCGCCUCCUCCCGACGCACCUCCCUGGCCUCCCUCUCGGAGUCUGUGGAGCUGAUGGGGGAGAGGAGCGAAGACGACGGUGGCUUCUCCACUCGGCCCUUUGUGAGGAGCGUCCAGCGCCAGAGCUGCUCCUCCCGCUCCUCGGUGACCAGCCCGUUGGCCGUGAGCGAGAACGGCAUCCGCCCCUCCUGGUCACUCUCGGCCAAGCUGCAGAUGCGCUCCCACUCGCCCUCGCGCUUCCCAGGAGACUCUCCAGUCCAUGGCUCGGCCUCCACUUUGGAGCGCAUCGGGGAGUCUGUGGGCCAUAAGGUCUCCACCUCCUGCUUUGGCAGCCUGAGGAGCCUCUCUGGGAGCCACCUGGAGCCCAGCAGCAACAGCGGAGGUGGCCACCGGGAGCACCGAACUCUUGGCCGCGCUCCCCUGGCAGUCAUGGAGGGCGUCUUCCGGGACGAGCCUCCGGUGCGCAAAGCGAGUGCAGACUACCACAGCAAGGCCGAGAGGAACGGCCCUGCCCUGGACCCCUUCGACAACAACAAUCAGAUCGCCUUUGUUGACCAGAGCGAUUCUGUUGAAAGUUCUCCAGUCAAGGAGGGGAGGAGCUUCCCUUCUGCAAAGCCAGAGGAUGCCCCAUCAAAAACCGCUCCCUCCAAACAUGCCUCGGAACCAGAAAAGAGCAACAGGAAAGGGAGGGCAACCUCAUCCAGCCAGGACUCCCAGAAGCCGCGCCAGUCAGCCGGCUCAUCCCCUCCUCCCUCUAAAGGUUUGCGCUCCCGGAACAGGCCAGAAUCCUCCAGGACAAGCGGGCGGCAUGGCUCCUCCACCUCAGGGCAGGGCCGGAAGGAGUCCAAGGCCCACGACAUAAAUACUGGACCCUCUUCGCAGCAGCAAAGGCAGAAGUCUUUCUCUUCCUCCUCCGCCGCAAGAAGAAAUUCGGGUUCCUCAACGCGGGGCCAUGCUCCCUCCGCCAAGGGCAGGACUUCUGAUCGCAGCCUCAGCCGAGAGGGCUCCAAGCUCAGCCUGGCCUCCGACAAGGCCAGUGCCACCACCGGCUCCCGGACCAGCUCCCCACGGAUUGGCCAGUCGCGUGGCGGCAGCAGCAGCAGCGAGGGCCGGACGACGGACGGGAGGCAGGUGCGCAGCUCCUCUAUGGCCAGCCUCCGCUCACCCACUACCGGGCCACGCUCCAGCCUCAAGAGGGACAGCAAGUCAGAGGAGAAGGGCCUCUCCUUCUUCAAAUCAGCCCUGCGCCAGAAGGAGACCCGCCGCUCAGCUGACCUGGGCAAAACCACCCUGCUCUCCAAGAAGGCGGCGGCAGCGGGAAAGAACCUCCCCGAGGAGAAGGCGGAGAGGAGGGGGGCCCAUCCACCGCUGGCGUCAGAUCGCCCCAAUGCCAGCACCGCCGGGUCUAAGGAGGCUUCGCCCGCCAAACAUGCGCUGCACCUGAACCACCACCGGAAAUCCAAGUCUUCCCCGUUGGAGGCCACUUCCGCGUCGGCCAGCCCCCGCAAGCCCCCCGCCAGCACCCCUGCCUCUGCACGGCCCCCCGCCAAGGCUCAGUGAGCCUCCAACCUCUCAACGCUGAUGCCAAUGCCAAUGCUAAUGCCGCUGCCGGGCUGGUUCCACACCUCCCCUCCCCUCGGGCUUUGCAUCCUCUGUGUUGUCCUUGGCUCACGUGCCUCACCUAUCGGGAGAUGUCUUUACUACUACUGUCCAAGCGCCUUCUGACUCCGCCAUCAUACCAAAUACCUACAGGGCAACCUCCCCUGCAGCUGGCUCUUGUUGUUGUGGGAGGGAAGGAGGGAGGAGGUAGGGAGGGGGGGUUGCCACCAAAGGACACAGCACCCCCUCCCCUUUGCCCCUGCUGCUUCUGCGCUAGCCCUGUGUCACCCUGUACAGAAGCAGCCCUUUGAGGGAACCAAGCCCCUUUUGCUUUGAGUGUCACCCUGGGCCUCCGCUGCUGCUACUGCUGCGUGGCCUUUGUCUCUGGUGGCCCCCCCUUUGCCCCAUGCCCCCAACCCCCCAAUCUCCCCGCUUCUUAAGGGCAAUAUCUCAACGCUAAUGUUGUUUCUCAGGUAAACGCUCAGCCAGAAAUGGAGGGAAUGGAAGACGCUGGGAAAAAGGUGCAUUCUCUCUCAUAGAGGGGUGUCGUCUGUCUUUUGGGAUUUUCUUCUUUUUCAUUCCAGCAGGAUUUGUGGUUUUUUUUUCUUUUCUUUUUCUAUUAGUUUUUUUGCCUCCUUUUCUGUUCUGUACUUUAGUGUUGCACUGAGGAAAGGAGGGAGGGAAGGUGGGCGGGGGGCAGCCAAUAAAUUGGGGAUCAGGAGGUGGGGAGGAGGUCAUUUAGGCCAAAAUGAGUCUGUCUUGUGUGUCUCUUCCAUCCUGAAUCUUUAACACAAACACAGAGAACUGCCCAUCUUUCCUGUCCUCCUUUGUGAGCCUUUCUGGCCAAGAUGGACUCUGUUCCUCUUUGGGGUGGGAGGGAGCUUUUCUAUUUUUGUUGUGGGUCCUAGCAGGAACUAGGCUUCUCAGAGUCUCUUUUCCUCAUUCUCUCUUGCUCAUCCUCAUCCACUUCUGCCUUUAUUUUGUGUGACUUCAGCAGCAAUGGUUCAUCCUGCGGCCUGCUUUUUAAGGUUAGCACCAUCCCUGGACUCACUGGGAGGUGCAUGACCUGUCUGGACACUGGGCCAAGGUUUGCUGUCUGGACAAGGUCUGUCUGGACACUUCCGGCCAAGGUUUGCUCCCUCUUCCUUCCUCCCUCCCUCC